UCUGCCAAGCUCCGUCCUACUCACAGGGUGACUCCGCUCGGGCCUGCUGCCCCGGGGGGCGAGCAAGGUCCUCCUUCCCACGCCCCAGCAGGGGGUGAUGUACUCAUCCCGCCGUGGCAUCUACCAGCCAAGUUGGCAAGCGCAGCCCGGUGUCCCAGCCCUCCCCCGGUCCCUGAAUACCCUCGAAGUCCCUUCCCCCCAAUCAACCAGCUUUUAACAUGACAAUGGCCGUGACAAUACCCUCCAACCAAGGCCAGGCUGGGGCGGACUUAAAGCAUCCCCCCCAUCUCCCCCCAAAGGAGCGCCUGUCCGCGGGCUGCCGACAGUCUCGACGGUCACCUCGACUCAUGCUUGGGGCAGGGGGACCCGGCCCGGCCAUGAGCGCCCACCUAGCCACGCCGCAAUACCUGCUCUACCCCGGCGCGGCCAGGUACGGGGACUAUUACUGGCUCUCCGCAGGCGGCAUGGACAGCGUGCCCACCGAGGAGGCUCCGGCGCUGGACGCGCUCCCGCUGCCCGCGGCCAAGACGCCCAGUCCCUCAGUUGACUCUCCAGCUUCCUCCAGUUCUGGGACACUCACCCAGUACCACACCCCCGACUCCGCCACCAGCCCCACCGCAGUGGGGAGCCCGUCUCCCCACUCCUCUCUCCAGAAAGUCAAGGCGCAAGGCAAGGGUGUGGUGAAGACGGGUAAGAGCCGUACAGCCUUCUCGCAGGAGCAGCUGAAAGCCCUACACCAGCGCUUCCAGAGCCAGAAGUACCUCAGCCCCCAGCAGAUCCGGGAGCUGGCUGCUGCCCUUCAACUCACCUACAAGCAGGUAAAAACAUGGUUUCAGAACCAGCGGAUGAAAUUUAAGCGUUGCCAAAAGGAGAGCCAGUGGAUAGAUAAAGGGAUGUAUUUACCACAGAAUGGGGUUCAUCAGCCUGCAUACCUGGAUAUAGCACCCACGUUCCACCAGGUCUUCCCUGCCGGUUCCAGCAGGAACUUUCAGGCUGUGUCCAACGUGCACCAGGCUUACAGCAGCGGACAGACUUACGGAAAUGGGCAGAACCUGUACUCGUUCCCGUCUGUGGAGGAUGAGGGGCUCUUUGGAAAAGGUGGGACAAGCUGCAAUACCCAGCAAACCAUGGGUUUAUUAAGCCAGCAAAUGAACUUCUAUCACAGCUACUUUGACAAUAUAGAUUAUGUCAGCUUGGAGGUUGAAGACACCUUCAACUUCCAGAGCACCUCUGACACUGUCACACCAUUUUCAAGCUCUCCUAUACAGAAUCAAUGCCAGUUACCUUGGCAUCCCAUGGGGACCCAGAGUGGGUAUGAGUCUCAUGUUUGAGUAUUUUUUUCUCCCACCUCCUGUGUUCACCCAUGGGUUUUCCAGGGUUUUGAAGUCAUGUUCUAUUUGUUUUUCUUGCCCCUCCUCCACUACUGGUCUUUUAACUAACCGGGGUGGGGGGGGUGGGGGGCUCAGCACCCUGCCGCCUGGAGCUAGUUUCCUAUUUAAGUGUGCCUGUCUGUUCAUAGCUAACCCUUGGCAAAAAUGCUUUGGGUAUUGAUAAGUUUGAACCUCAUUCAUUGAGGCCAGUGUGCAAUGUUGCAGCUGUGAACAGCUUGAUCUGUUUGUUGUUCAAGUCUCACCUUCUUUGCUGCCUAUCUAGCAGGUGAUCUCUGAUCCUUGGCCUGUGUGUCUUGCAGCAGAGCUUCCACUGCAAAGGAGGUGAAUGUUUGUUAUUGCUGAAUAAUUUUUCAUUGUUUGUUUUUUGCAAUGUUACCAAGCAUAUUUUAUGUUAUGUUCAUGUUGUGUUUUAUUGGUUUUUCUGUUUAAUGUUCAAUGUUCUUAAAGUUAAUGUUCUUACAAAGUUGUUUGAAUUGAAAAUAAAUUACUUUAUUUUAAUAUUG
Molecule: messenger RNA, 1894 nt
Organism: Haemorhous mexicanus (house finch)
Lineage: Eukaryota; Metazoa; Chordata; Aves; Passeriformes; Fringillidae
Product: homeobox protein NANOG-like
Exons: 4
Coding region: 219-1331 (370 amino acids)
Biological process (GO): regulation of transcription by RNA polymerase II
Molecular function (GO): RNA polymerase II cis-regulatory region sequence-specific DNA binding; DNA-binding transcription factor activity, RNA polymerase II-specific
Source: RefSeq, a predicted model, not a curated record